Molecule: messenger RNA, 726 nt
Organism: Symbiodinium natans
Lineage: Eukaryota; Dinophyceae; Suessiales; Symbiodiniaceae
Source: the annotation of a GenBank genome assembly
AUGCCAUGUCUGCUCGAUCUGAGCAAUGGAUUCUUGGUGGAUGUGCUGGAUCUUUCAUGCGAUGGCUCUGUGCUAGAGCUUGCGGCGGCCUCUAAAGCCAUGCAGAGUGCAGUCGAAGCUUGCCGAUGGAUAGCACCGGUUUGUAGCAGAUUCCCCUGGCGGCAUCUACAAGGCAAACUCAAGCUGAAUGGGCUCUGGAGAUACUGGGGCCUGGGAGACUUGAAGAGGAAUCCAAUUCCGUUUGCCACCCUAUGCUGCGAAAUCGAGUUUCAAAACUUGGCGGAGGUCAUGGCCUUUCUCCGAGCUGCCAACCACCUUGCAGCUGACACGGUUGAUGGGCAGGUGACUUUUGUCAACAAGUUUGCCUUCGAGGCCGGGGAUGUCGCUCAUCUCUACUUUGGAGAAGAUGACGGCAACGGCAGGUGGUGCUCAGCAGGCCAGACGAAAGUUUUUUUCAAUGGCCGUCCAGUAGAAUGCAGCAUCGAGGCCCAUCGAGACGAAGAAGAAGAAGUCCCCUGGAUUAAUGUGUCUGUAGACCAUGACUUGCCGAUGAAUCCCAUGAUUUCCUGCAGCAGCCUCCAUUUGCCGGAGCUGAGGAUGGAGGCCAGCCUUGGAAGUGUUUAUGAUGUUCACGACCUUCAGGCGGAAUCUCCUCUAACGGAGUUGGUGCGCGCCAGCAAGCCGCUUCCAAUGUUUUUGGGCGUCACGGGGUUUGACGCCGCUUGA